Molecule: messenger RNA, 1271 nt
Organism: Asparagus officinalis (garden asparagus)
Lineage: Eukaryota; Viridiplantae; Streptophyta; Magnoliopsida; Asparagales; Asparagaceae
Product: 11S globulin seed storage protein 2-like
Exons: 2
Coding region: 152-880 (242 amino acids)
Molecular function (GO): nutrient reservoir activity
Source: RefSeq, a predicted model, not a curated record
UUGGUUGAUUGGUGAUGACUUAGAUAUUGAUCUAUAAUUUUUCUUUUUAAUUAGCAGACGAUAUAUCUUGCUGGUGACUUGCCAGGCUUUAAGGAGGAGCUACAAGGUCAAUGCAGGCAGACAAACGUAAUCGCUGCAUUCGACAGAGUUCAUGGCAGAAGCCAUAGGGAUUCUGGUGGAUCUGAUGAGGAAGAUUCAGAGGAAAGAAGAGAGAGGAGUUCUAGUGAAUGUGGAGGAAGAGAUGAGGACCAUCGUGCCUGACGAGGAGCAAGAAGGAAGGGAUGUGAGGGUCAACAAGGAGAUGGGAAACAAUGGGAAUGAGACGAACGGGGAGUUUUGCAGUAUCAGGCUUCUGCAGGCUAUUGAUAGGAUAGGAGAUGCAGAUGUGUUCUCCAAGAAGGCCGGCUGGCUGAACAAAAUAACCGAGGACAAGCUCCCCUUACUCAGGCUCGUGGAUCUAAGCGCAGAGAAGGGAAGUCUUCAACCGAAUGCCUUCCUUGUGCCUCACUGGUCAGUUAAUGCACACUCCAUCAUCUAUGUGACCCAAGGAGAAGGCCACCUACAGGUGGUUGACAACCAAGGAAGGGGGGUCUUCAACGUAAACAUAAAACAGGGGCAGCUAACUGUAGUUCCUCAGUACUAUGCUUGCAUGAUAAGGGCUGGAAGUAGCGGCAUCAACUGGGUAACUUUCAUGACCUCGUCGCAGCCAAUGAGGACCCCAAUCGUAGGUCGCUUAUCAACCUUCACAGCUUUGCCACUCCAGCCGAUGGCCAACUCCUACCGCAUCCCCAUUACCCAAGCUUUAGAGCUCAAGUUCAAUAGGGACCAUGACGAGAUGCUUUUCCCUCCCACAACAACCUCCUACCAGACCACUGAGUAGUCCUGGUUAACUGUAAGUAUGUUUUGGAAGUAUUUUUGCACUUUCCUUUUGUUAACUUGGGAAAAAGGGAAAAAAAAUUGAAAGGAUUAAACUUAUUAUUUUAUGAAGAAACCCUAUUUAUACAAAGUUUUAUUUCUUUUAUUUUGCGAUCCCUCUUAGGCCUGUAUUGUGCUCACUCGUAUGCCAUGUAUAGGAACUAAAUCCAACGGUAUUCACAGAUACACGAUGAAUGUCUUGAUUCCUGUAUCCCCAACUGAAAGGGUUCUAAAAAUGAGAAGCUUGGACUGCAAAAAUUAGAAAACAUUUAAGAUUACAACUUCUAAGUUCUAACCAUAGCCAGAUAUUCAGAUGUCAGAAAACAAUUUAUAAAAGAAAACCUACAAUGCAAGAA